CAGCUUUAUUGCCUAGCACCUUUAAAAGGGAACCAAAAUCCACAUACAACUACGAUGACUUCACAUCAGAAUUGCGAGAACGGCUAACAGCCGCAAACCAA
Messenger RNA from Cephus cinctus (wheat stem sawfly), 101 nucleotides. RefSeq lists its product as uncharacterized. Lineage: Eukaryota; Metazoa; Arthropoda; Insecta; Hymenoptera; Cephidae. Gene Ontology annotation, biological process: cholesterol biosynthetic process; isopentenyl diphosphate biosynthetic process, mevalonate pathway. Gene Ontology annotation, molecular function: phosphomevalonate kinase activity. The record is from RefSeq and is a predicted model, not a curated record. Gene Ontology annotation, cellular component: cytoplasm.